This is a messenger RNA of Loxodonta africana (African savanna elephant), 465 nucleotides long. RefSeq names its product NADH:ubiquinone oxidoreductase subunit A1 (gene NDUFA1). The transcript is spliced from 3 exons. The record is from RefSeq and is a predicted model, not a curated record. NCBI's taxonomy places the organism in Eukaryota, Metazoa, Chordata, Mammalia, Proboscidea, Elephantidae. Bases 118 to 330 code for a protein of 70 amino acids.
CGUCGCUUCCUCCGGAGAAGGCGUGACGCACCGCACUCGUGGAGCGCCGCGGAGCUUAUCGGGAAGGAAGCCGAAGCCGGGUCACCUUUAAGUGAUCUAGGAGGAGGUUCUGCCAAGAUGUGGUUCGAGAUUCUCCCUGGCAUCGCUGUCAUGGCGGCGUGUUUGUUAAUCCCCGGAGUGACCACUGCGUACAUCCACAGGUUCAGUGCCAGGAAAAAGGAGAAAAGGGUUGCCCAUUUUGCAUAUCAGUGGCAUUUGAUGCAAAGAGAUAGGCGGGUCUCUGGGGUGGAUUCUUCCUACGUAUCAAAGGGCUUGGAGAACAUUGACUAAGGAAGCAUUGUUCUGAUUGGCGAAAAAACAACUCAGUCACGCUCACCUACCCCUGCUAUAGAAGCUUAUGCAAUGUAUUCUGUAGUGGGUUAUGUAGUGCUCAAUAAAAAUAAAAUGACAAAGGAAAAUCAGAAA